AUGGAACCUCGCUUCAGGAGACGAGCUGAUGGCAGCCUGAAUCUGACUGAUACAAUGGAAGCGGCAAAGGUGAAGGAGGCCAACAAAGGAAAGCCGUACACAAGACCCCUGUCCCCUGACAUAGUGCUGGACAAGGCCAAGAAAAGCUUAAGUCAGCACCACGGAGAUCUAGCUAACAGAAAGCACCUGCUGGGUUUCUUUGAAAUCCAGUUUGGUGUAUUUCGAGGGCAAACAUUCAAGUGGGUGGCUGAAAAUGCCCUGGGGAAUGCAGCUUACUUGGUGGCAGCUAUGAAGAGGGACCCCACAGGAGGCAGCAAAGACUCCCAAGAACAUGCCCACAACAAAGAGAGUUUCAGGGAGUAUUUUGAGCUUUUUCCUUCUGGCAGAAUUGCCAUUGCCAUGAAGGAAGAGCAAUAUGCUGGGAAAGCUCUCCAGCACGCUGCCACCACCCAGCACGCUACCUCCACCCAGCAUGCUACCACCAGCCAGCACACUACCACCACCCAGCACGCUGCCACCACCCAGCACGCUAUCACCACCCAACACGCUGCCUCCACCCAGCACGCUACCAUCACCUCCCAGCACGCUGCCUCAACCCAGCACGCUACAACCACCACCCAGCACGCUGCCUCCACCCAUACUUCCACCGCCUCUCUCCGCUCCCUCUUGUUUAGGAAGUUGCCUAACCAGAAAAGCCUGACCAAGACCAUUGAAAGGCUGGUUUCCCCCGUCAAAUCCACACCUUCUUUGGCCCAGGCACGUACGCGGCCCUCAGCCACCCUCACUCGCCCGACUGUGUCCAUUGAGGCAGCCACAGGGACCUCAGCCACCCUCACUCGCCCGACUGUGUCCAUUGAGGCAGCCACAGGGACCUCAGCUAUCCUCACUCGCCCGACUGUGUCCAUUGAGAUAGAUGACAGCACACUGCUGGCAGAGGCAACUAAGUUUGAGAUGGCACAUCUGGCAUCACAACGAGUCUGUCUUCCAUCUGGAUGGAUACACACUCUGCCUGAAGUGGAUCAGAGGUGGAUUUCCAAGGCCCUGUUCAGGUGGACAGCACAGGGCCAUCCUGAGCUGAUCUUUAGCAGGGUGGACAAACUUUGGUGGUAUCCUCCACAGGUUCCACUGAAGACCAGUAAUUGCCCUCCCUUAGAGAACUACUUUGGCCAUCCCCUGCUGCUCUGGAUGCCACGAAAACUGUGGCAAGUGAAGCUGACCUGUCCACAUCCAGACUGUCAGAAAGACCUUCUGACCUCAGCUGGCUUGCAUCAAAAGAUCAGGCAGGUGUUUGCCUUGGGUAAGAUAUACUUUGUGGCAUCUGAGUACCUGGCCUGCCGAAGAUGUAAGAGGAAGGUCAUCAGCUGGAGCCAUGAUAUCGUCUCCCAGCUCGACAUUGGCCACAGGGUGCAGUUCCCUUGCAUUCUUACAUCAAAACUUGCAUGUGACGUCGAGGUAGUAUGUUUGAUGCGUCAGCGAGGGCUGGGAAACAGCAGCAGCCAGAUCCAGCGCAAGCUGCAGGAACGUCAUACUGAGGUGUGGUUGCAAAAGACAGUCCAGUAUCUGACAGAUUGCAAGGGGAUUGCCAGUGCUGUCACUUCGAGCCUGAUCCUGCCUGUGACAUUUGAAUCUGCUCCUUCAAUGCCUUCUGUCCCUAAGCAUCGGUGGCUGAUGCAGGUGUACGCCCAGGAUGUCCUGCAAAGGCUGGAUGAGAUCAAGGCCACUAUCACAUCGCAAUAUGGUCGGAUCUUAAAAUUGGAUUCAACAAAAAAAGUGGCCAGAAAACUAGCUGGACGCAGCCAUGGCACUGCUACCUGGGCAACCAAUGUUGGCAAUGAGCACGGACAGGUGAUCAUGUCCGUGCUCACAGCCAGUGAAGGUUUUGGUCUCGGGCCAAUGAUUGAAGGCCUCAUUAAAAGAUACAGAGUGGCUGGGGUGGCUCCUCCCGAGAUACUGUACGUCGACCGAGACUGCUGUGGCAACACUCUUCUGAGAAGAAUGUUUGAAGAGUGGGAGCAAAUGAUCAUCCGUUUGGAUGUAUGGCACUUCAUGCGGAGGUUUGCUGUGGGUUGCACCACUGACUCUCAUCAGUUGUAUGCCACAUUUAUGAGUCGCCUCAGCCACUGUAUUUUCAUGUGGGACCAGGUUGACCUGACGGCCCUGAAGAAGGCAAAGCAUGCAGAGCUAGAAGCUAACUGGAAACCUACAUCCGAGGCUGAUGUGCUGCGCAGUAUCAGCCGUAACGAGCUAGCCCUACAUUGCAGGAGAACCACUCGCGGGACCAAGGACACCCUGGCGCUGAUUGAGAGCCAUAUUCAGGCCUUUGAUGGAGAUGCUGGUCGUGACACUAUGGGAGUCCCACUAAUAAACUCAGCCCGGAUGAGAGAGAUAUUGAAGUCCCAGCGGAAGCAUGUGGCCUGCAUCCAGGAUCCUGUUGGUGUGCAGCUCUACAUGCAGACGGGCACUGUAGUGAAGGGAGGGCACCGUCUGCCAACCUACCGCUGUGCCAGAGGUUCCACUUCGCUUGAGUCAUUUCACCUGCACCUUAACAGAUUCAUCCCAGGUACGCUGGCGAGUGACACCUUCUUCCAGGCGUAUCUUUUGGAUGGACUUGCAAGGUGGAAUGAGGACCGGGCUGUGGCAGCAACAACUGAUGAGCAGCAGCCCCAUUCCUACAAUCAUCUUCUGCGUCAUGCUGUCAAUACUCUUGCAGAGGAGGUUAUGGGCAAGAAAAUCAUCCCUUAUGUUGGGCCAAGAAAGUACACUGGUGAGCUUAUUGGAGUGGAAUACCUUUACCAGCAAACUGGUAAAGUUCUGCAGGACUACAAGUUGGCCAUUGAAGAGUCCGAGACCACUGAGGUUGGUAUAGAAGUGGAUGAAGGUUAUGCUGAACUUGAGGAGUUUCAGGACAUCACUGUCCCCACCUUUGACACAGAACGGACACCUGUUGCCUCUUCACAAGCAUCAGUGUCUGCAGCAUCAUCUCCAACCCCUCCUGUCACCAGCUCCAUUUCAUCAUUGUCUGUGGUUCCUCCAUCACCAGUGACAUCUCCUGUCACCAGCUCCAUUUCAUCAUUGUCUGUGGUUCCUCCAUCACCAGUGACAUCUGUCACCUGCUCCAUUUCAUCAUCGUCUGUGGUUCCUCCAUCACCAGUGACAUCUGUCACCUGCUCCAUUUCAUCAUCGUCUGUGGUUCCUCCAUCACCAGUGACAUCUGUCACCUGCUCCAUUUCAUCAUUGUCUGUGGUCCCUCCGUCUUCUGUCACCAGCCCACUGCACAGUCAUUCAAAGCCAGGACUCUUUCCUGGAGCACAUAGCUUUCCAGUGGACCAAUUAUCAGCUGAAACUGGUCUUCUGACAUCUGAAGAGAACACUUCACAUGAUGAUUCUGUUGGACCUGAUAAUAUUGGGGGGUAUGGAGCCGUGCAGGACUUGGCAGAGUUCUUGGUUAGCCUCAGAGACCACCGUCUGGCCUUGACUGGAGAAGAGUGCGUCAAGAUCAUCACCCUAUGGCAGGCAUUGGGGGAGUAUGACAAGAGGAAAACCAUUUACCCACGACGUCACCAAACCUCCCUAAAACAGGGACGAUUCAGAGCCACUAAGAAGAUUGUGGCACCAGGUGUGGAGAGCACCAAAAGGUGUUUCGUUGGGGCUCAUAGUCCUGCACAGUGGCCUAGCUGCAACCGAGUGGUGGAGGCCAUCUUCACAAGGCUCUGUGCCCUCUAUCCAAACGUGGUGCGGUGUGAUGGAGUGAGGGUGUCCCGCUUCACAAUGGUGGUGCGUGCCUACAAGCACAUCCGAGAGUGCAUCCUCAACAAUGCUAAGGUGAUGAGCGAGACCACCAUCCAGCUCCCAGAAGUUAACACUGCAACAGUCACACAAUGGUACAGCAGGCGUUGUAAGUCACAGGAACAGGAGAUAUUGAAACAGGGUCUCCAAGCCCCUGAAGCACCCAUGGCAGGACCUGAGAACCUUCCUGCUGCUAUGCAGAGAGGACCGACUCUCUGUUCCAGCAAUUUGUCAGAGCCACACCUUUUUAUCCUGCCACCAAAUACUGCUGGGGAGGCUAAACUCAAAGGGAGGUUGCAACCUCAGGCCAUCUUCCAGGCUCCACCAUCACAUCAAAGACUUCCUGUCAUUGCACCAGCACCAACUGUCUCUCUCCCUUUCAUUUUACCACCUGUGCAGCUUCCUACAGUUCCUGGUAGCUCACAGGUGAUGUUCUUCAACCUCCCAUUACCUUCAGCUAUGCCACCAUCAGCUCAGACACAGACAUCCAGUCAACCGGUUCCUUACUCCACUCAGCAAUAUAGAAAGAGAAAACAGAAGAGGGAGAGCGCUGGAACAGUGACAAGAAAAGAUGAAUUUUUGCCACAACAGAUUGGUGUCAGAAUAGUGGGAUUCCUUGGAAGUGCCUUCUGGAUCUGA
Molecule: messenger RNA, 4425 nt
Organism: Rhinichthys klamathensis goyatoka
Lineage: Eukaryota; Metazoa; Chordata; Actinopteri; Cypriniformes; Leuciscidae
Exons: 10
Coding region: 1-4425 (1474 amino acids)
Source: RefSeq, a predicted model, not a curated record